Messenger RNA from Ananas comosus (pineapple), 2838 nucleotides. Its product is annotated as probable galacturonosyltransferase 4. Lineage: Eukaryota; Viridiplantae; Streptophyta; Magnoliopsida; Poales; Bromeliaceae. The transcript has 9 exons. Gene Ontology annotation, molecular function: polygalacturonate 4-alpha-galacturonosyltransferase activity. The coding region runs from base 303 to 2228 and encodes 641 amino acids. The record is from RefSeq and is a predicted model, not a curated record.
UCGUAUUUACAAAAUAAUAAAUACAAAAGAAAAAAAGUACGGGGACUUUUCUGUAAUUUAGACUUUAAAAACAGGUCCAAACAAAAAAAGAAAAGCUACAACGGAGUGAGACAAAACCUGUAUCCUCCGUCGACGGCGAAGCCUCCGGAAACGGAACGGUGAUCCCCGGAAAGCGGUUUUCCGUUAAAACUAGCGGUUUCCGACGCCACCUCCGUCAGCGGGAAGCGGUUUUCCGUUACGGUGAGGUGAAUAUAAAUGGGCGGUUUCCGUUAAGAGGAGGAGGAGUAGGAGGAGGAGCUACGAUGGUGAGUAAACAAAAACCCUUGUUGGUUUUGCUCCUCGUAACGGUUCUCGCGCCCAUCGUCCUCUUCACGGAUCGCCUCUCCGGUUCCUUCCAUUCCAUUGCAAGGAGCGAUUUUGAUCACGGGGGAUUGAAUCCGGUUCAGGAUUGGGCAAAACCUCUGAAAGAACAAAUUGGUGUAGUUCAUUCACAUAAUAAGAUCAAUUUCCGUGGAAGUUUCUCAGCAUUCAAAGCUAAAGAGCUAUCAUUAGGGAAACAUGUGGGGCACAAGAGUAGGGUACUGUCCGAAGUGGCGGAAGUGGGAAAUAAGCAUGAAAGUGGAGCCGUAAUCGAACAAGUAACCGGAAAAGGGAAUCAAGCCGAUGGCUUGGGGACGAAGAUAUUGGCCCAAAAAGUGAAGGAAAUUGGAUCUCAGCUGCAAUCUUCUUUCGAAACUAUCUUGAAGGUAAAUAAAUCGAAAAUACAGGCCUACCCAAAAUCUCCAAAAGUUGUUCAAGAAAAUUCUACCGAUGUAGCAAACAAUAAGAUCAAUAAAAACACAGUUAUGCCUGAUGGUAGAGUGCGGCUUCUUAGGGAUCAGUUAAUCAGGGCAAAAGUCUAUCUCGGCAUUGGAGCCAUUCGAUCCAAUUCUCAUUAUGUCCGGGAGUUGCGUGCUCGGAUAAAGGAUAUUCAAAGAACACUCGGUGAUGCAACCAAGGACUCCGAACUGCCAAAGAAUGCCUAUGAGAAAUUAAAAGCGAUGGAACAAUUAUUGGCGAAGUGCAAGCAAAUCCAAGAAAAUAGUGCGAUUGUAAUAAGGAAGCUUCGUGCUAUGCUUCACUUAGCAGAGGAACAAUUACGUGUUCAUAAGAAGCAAACAACAUUUCUCACCCAACUCGCAGCUAAAGCCCUUCCUAAAGGCCUUCAUUGCCUCCCCUUAAGGCUCUCUUCCGAGUACUUCUCUCUCGAACCAAGCAAGCAGCAGUUCCCUAAUCAAGAAAAGCUCGAUGACCCUAAACUCUAUCAUUAUGCCUUGUUCUCGGAUAACUUAUUGGCAGCAGCAGUUGUUGUUAACUCGACUGUGGUUAAUGCUAAGAAUCCUGCAGAUCAUGUAUUCCAUAUAGUAACAGACAGGCUCAAUUAUGCCGCAAUGAGAAUGUGGUUCUUAGCUAAUCCACCUGGAGAAGCUACAAUUGAAGUUCAAAACAUCGAAGAAUUAACAUGGUUUAACGCAGGCUAUAGUCCUGUUCUCAACCAACUUGGCUCUCAGUCUAUGAUCGACUAUAACUUCAGGGCUCACCGCGCAAAUUCUGAUGCAAACUUGAAGUAUCGCAACCCUAAAUACUUUUCAGUGCUAAACCACCUCCGAUUCUAUAUACCAGAGAUUUACCCAAAUCUCAACAAGGUGGUCUUUCUGGAUGACGAUGUCGUAGUACAAAAAGACCUAGCAGGCCUUUGGAAUAUCAAUCUUAAUGGGAAAGUGAAUGGAGCAGUUGAGACAUGUGGAGAGAACUUCCACCGUUUUGAUCGGUAUCUUAAUUUUUCUAAUCCAAUUAUUGCCAAAAAUUUCAAUCCUCGUGCUUGCGGGUGGGCGUAUGGAAUGAAUGUUUUCAAUUUGGCUGAGUGGAGGCGUCAAAACAUAACAGAAGUCUAUCACUCUUGGCAGAAGCUGAAUCACGGUAGGUUACUAUGGAAAUUAGGAACACUUCCACCAGGUCUAAUUACAUUCUGGAAUCAGACAUUCCCCCUUGACAAAUCAUGGCACCUGCUCGGCCUAGGAUACAAUCCACAUAUAAGCAACAAAGACAUCGAAAAGGCGGCAGUGAUACAUUACAGCGGAAACAUGAAGCCUUGGCUAGAGAUUGGCUUUCCCAAGUAUCGCAACUACUGGUCAAAAUACGUGAACUAUGACCAAGUCUUCCUACGAGAAUGCAAUAUCAAUCCUUAAUAAAAAAGAUGGUUUCUCCGCGAACUCGAUUACGCGUCCUUCAUCAUCCAUCUUCAUCAGGCCAAAAGCAGUCGCACGCUUCUCGUCUGUCGGUACAGCAGCGACGGUGAUAUCCGCAUCCACCUUUCUGUGUGCUGUGAUGAAGCCGCGGUAGUCCAUUCGGUACAAGUGAUCCCCAGCAAGAACAAGGUAAUCCAUAACAUUGUGCUGCUGGAAAAGCCACAUGUAUUGCCUUACUGCAUCAGCAUUGCCCUGGAGAAGCACCAAAGAGGAGAUUUGAACUCAAUUACAUGAAUAUUUCAACAUGAUAUACUCAAAGCAGAUGCAAUUCGAUCAUAUCGAAGAUUCUGAAUCUGAUCAAAGUCAUCAUCUGGAAUGUUGGUUGGUUCAUUUGAAGAUUGGUGGAAGAUUCUGAAUCUGAUCUGUAGUGUGCAUUUACUGCCAUUUCUUUUUUGGUUGGAUAUGUUAAACUCUUUGCAUUUUUCAUUAUUACUCAGCUUAAUUAUAUCAAUUCUUACAGUUCUUUGCAAAGCUCGACGAAUUUUGAAGUGAUUUGAAACUUCUUUCCUCUUAUGCUAUAAAAUGGUGGGCAGGAACUGUCGUUGAAAAA